GACAAACGUUCUGUCUCUUACACAGUCUCCAAGAGAUAUCGCUGAGUUUGAAAAGAAUUCAUUAUGAAAUUUUGCUCCAGCUUUCUCCUACUCCUCUUCAGCGGCUGGGCAUUAUCUGCAACUAAAUGGAAGCGAGAUGUGUCUUUGGAUCCAGAAUGUGGUGAUGAUGAAACAGCAACUUCUCUGACUUUUCUGGUGGACACCACUGGUUCCAUGGCAGAUGACCUUCAACAGUUAAAGCUGGCCUACACCUGGUUGCUUAGCACUGUUUCUGCUCAGUUCCCAUGUGGCGUACGCCAAUAUACCAUGGUCGAGUUUAAUGAUCCAGGUAUUGGUCCUGUCAGACACACAACUUCUGGAACAGAAUUUGGUAAUUUCUUUCUAAAUCUUAAUGCCUACGAAGGUGGCGACUGCCCUGAAUAUGCAAUGGGUGGACUUAAGAUGGCUUUGCAGGCAUCACCCCACAAUUCAAUAAUCAUGGUCCUGACAGAUGCUUCAGCUAAGGAUUAUAAUAAUGCCAUUUUAAUAAAUGAGAUAAAGUCACUUAUUAGUGUAACACAGUCACAGGUCAUCUUUAUGGUCACUGGCCUUUGUUCAGAUACAAGUGACCCAGCAUUCACUAUUUUUAGGGAAAUUGCCAGACUGAGUUUUGGCCACGUGUAUCAGCUCAACCUUGCAAGUCUUGGGAGCGCAUUUCGAUAUGUAGGUUCUGUUAUAGCAAGACCUGCAAAGUCUUCACUGAGGCUUUUCUCUGGAGAUUAUGAGUCCGGCAGUCAUUCUGAUUCUUUUGCUGUCCCAGAGAAGUUAACUGACUUGAUAAUGACCACCGAAGGAUCAAUUUCUUCUCUAAAAGUUGCUGGACCAGAUACACGUCCUGUGGCAUUGAGAACUGUUGUGUCUGAAAAAUGGGGGUCCAUGUACCGGCUGAGAAGCCCCAAGAAAGGAAGCUGGAAAAUAGAUGUUACUGGAGAAGGCCCACAUUCUGUACGAGUGGAAGGAUUAAAAGUUCCAAGCACUGCAUUGACAACUGAUUGUUCAAAAUGCCACCCUAAUGCAACCUGUGAAGACUAUGAUGGCACUAAAAUCUGCACCUGCAAAGAGGGGUUCUUUGGCAAUGGAAUUAGAUGCACUGACGAGGAUGAAUGUGCUUAUUCCUGGUUAAACAAAUGUGCCGAGGGUACUUGUAUUAACACUAUUGGCUCCUACACGUGUUCUUGCAGUAGUGGGUACAUUGCAAAUGAAGAUCACAUUUGUGUUCCUAUUGAUUACUGUGCAAAGCCCUCGACCAACAAAUGCCAUGAAUAUGCCACUUGCACACAUACUGGCAGUGGCUACACAUGUGCUUGCUCAUCUGGAUUUAAAGGGGAUGGAUUUGACUGCAAGUACAGCAAGUGCACAGAUAUUGCAAGCCUGGACUUUGUGCUGAAGUGCAAUGAGAAUGAGAUGAAAGCUUCGUUUCCAGCCUGCCAGCUAAAACAUCUUGGAUAUGCUGUCAAUGGUGUCCAACUUGCAGAUACACGGUGCACUGGUGUUGAGGACGCCUUGGGGCUCGUUUCUGUUAUUGCGCCUUUAAAGGAAGGAGAGUGUGGAAACACUGUAGUUAAUAAUGGAACCCACACCACCUACAGAAACAGAUUGUUUGUGGCACCAAAUUCAGAGGUGGUGGAUGCAUCAAGCCUAGUCUUUCCAGUUGUAAAGAGAUUUUCCUGCACAUAUAUUAAUAAAGAAAGUGCGUGAGUGAAAUUCAACCUUCUAUCAGCGAGAUCACUGGGGAAAGCUGAGCAUGAAGCCUGAUUUAUCCCAGCAAGAGAGGAGAACUAAAGAGACAGGAGAAACAUAAGAGACCAAGAUAUUGUCUGAAAUUUUGCACAAUUAUUUUUUACUUUUCAUCUUCGCAUUUUAUUUUUGAUAAAUGCAAAAUAAAAAUGGCAUUUGAAACAAUCAGUGAAUAAGAGGCUUGCUUGCAAAAUGAACAUAAAGGAAAACUAUACCCCAGAAGGAAUACCUAACCAACAGAUAGUUUAUAUCAUAUUAAGUAACCUGUUACAGAAUCUCUCCAAACUGGACUAUAUCAAUCAGUAAAUAUUGCCCUUUUACAUCCUUUCUCUUGAGCCGCCAGUUAGUGAUGGGCUGUGUGCUCCCUCAGAGAUCACAUGACCAGAAAUAAUGCAGCUUUAACUGUAACAGGAAGUUGUGUGGAAGCAAAAGACAGAACUCAGUCCAUUCAUUGGCUGAUGGGGCCUAGCUUGUAUGUGUGCCUUGGCUUGUUUGUGUGCACUGUGAAUCCUAUGAUCCCAGGAGGCGGCCCUUAAUUCUUAGAAUGGCACUUUUCUAUUUAGCAUUACCCAAUAGCACAUACUACUAAAAAAAAGUAUAUUUUUAUGAAAAUGGUUUAUUUAGAUGAAGCAGGGUUUUACAUAUGAGCUUGUUUAUGCGGUAUAUUUUUAUAGAGACCAACAUUGUUUGGGGGUAUAGUUUUCCUUUAAAGGCCGAGAAACUUUUCUGUUUUUAAUAGAGCGCCCAAACAUUUAAUUUUUAUAUACCAUGCUAUAUAUGUGUAUAUGGGUAAAUAAAUAUUUUUGAUUUAG
Molecule: messenger RNA, 2588 nt
Organism: Xenopus tropicalis (tropical clawed frog)
Lineage: Eukaryota; Metazoa; Chordata; Amphibia; Anura; Pipidae
Product: MGC89178 protein
Cellular component (GO): extracellular region
Molecular function (GO): calcium ion binding
Source: RefSeq, marked validated